Messenger RNA from Postia placenta MAD-698-R-SB12, 804 nucleotides. RefSeq lists its product as hypothetical. Gene Ontology annotation, molecular function: small ribosomal subunit rRNA binding. Bases 1 to 804 code for a protein of 267 amino acids. The record is from RefSeq and is a predicted model, not a curated record. The transcript is spliced from 5 exons. Gene Ontology annotation, cellular component: nucleolus; small-subunit processome. Lineage: Eukaryota; Fungi; Basidiomycota; Agaricomycetes; Polyporales; Adustoporiaceae.
AUGCGGCAGAAGCGCGCCAAAGCAUACCGCAAGCUCAUGUCUCUGUACUCUAUGUCCUUCGGCUUCAGGCAGCCUUACCAAGUCCUUGUCGACUCAGAGAUGUGCAAGGCCUCCAUAGCACAGAAGCUAGAGCUGAACAAGCAGCUGGGUAUCGUCCUCCAGGGCUCCGUGAAACCCAUGGUCACGCAAUGUUGCAUACAUGAGCUUUACUUGCAGGGGAAAGACCAACAGCCUGCAGUCGACCUAGCAAAGACGUUCGAGAGGCGAAAAUGUAACCAUCGUGAAGCCAUUCCAGGGGACGACUGCCUCGCGAGUGUCGUCGGGGAGACCAACAAGCACCGUUACGUGAUUGCGACGCAAUCUCAGGAGCUGCGAACUAAGUUGCGCGCAAUACCGGCCGUCCCUAUCGUUCACAUCAACCGUUCAGUUAUGAUACUUGAGCCGCCAAGUAAAGCGACUCUCGAAGCCAAGGAAUCUGUCGAGGAGAAAGCGUUACAUCCAUCUGCACCAGAGAUAGCAAGUCUGCCAUCGACGGUCCCUGAUGAGCCGCUAAAGAAGAAGGGCCCGAAGGGUCCCAAUCCACUUAGCGUUAAGAAAAAGAAGGCUAAGCCUCCGUCUGCGCCGAAGGAGAGCAAGUCCGAACAACAUAAAAAUCAAAUAGGAGAAAAGCGCAAACGAACAGAUGGUGAUCUCGCAGAGCAGUCUCGUUCGCCUGAAGAGAGUAGUGGUCACAAAAGAAAGCGGCGGCGAAAAGCUCACGCAAGUAGUGGCGGCGCUGACGAUGCGGGAGACCAUUCUACAUAG